GGUUUUAUACCUACUGUUUAUGGGAUCUCGUUCAAUCGGCGAAGCAAUGUUUCACAUGCGGCCUCAUCAUGGAGGCAUGUAAACACUGCCAUCCUCAAGCUGUCGAGAAUUCAAGAGUUUAUACACUAAGCUUCGCGGCUGAUACGAAGUUGUCAAGCGAAAGCCUGUCUUUGGGCGUAUGGCCUACUGAGGGCGUGGCGGACAUGACUCAUAGAACAUCUCGAAGGGUGAACAUUUAUGCAAAACCGGGAGAGCCUUGUCCUUGGCCGCUUUUUAAACCGUGGUCAGGUGUCUCGAAGGAUAGUGAUCAACUUGCUGAGCAAAUCUUGAGCUGGAUAAAGGAUUGUGAGAGACACCACGAAGAUUGCCGCAUGCCGCAUGCGCCAAUACUCCCCAAGAGAGUUGUUCAAAUCAUGUCGGAUACGAUAGGAACUCUCAAAGUCCGUCUUGUCGAACCUAAGUCGCUCACAGAGGGUCGCUAUGCGUGUCUUAGCCACUGUUGGGGGGAAACUCAAAUCCUAAGAACUGUGUCUGACAACAUCAAAAGACUUGAGGAUGAGAUCCCGUGGAGUUGCUUAUCUAAGACAUUCCAGGAUGCCAUCGAAUUCAGCCGCAUCAUCGGCAUUGAGUAUAUUUGGAUUGACUCUUUGUGCAUCAUUCAAGAUUCUGCGGAUGACUGGGAAAGCGAGGCCGCAAAGAUGGCCGAUUAUUAUGCCAACUGUCACAUUACCCUAGCAGCAACAGCUGCAAUAGAUGGAGGCAUCGGAUUCUUCCCGGAGCUGCCUGAAUACGACAAACCAUUAGAGAUCCAGGGUGUGCAUCAUGGCCAACGCUAUCACCUGAUCGCCGAGACAGGAAUCUCACAUCCGUAUGAAGUGCAGCCGGAUUCAUUACUCAUCCCAGAAUUUCCUUUGAUGACUCGCGGUUGGGUAUACCAAGAGCAAAUAUUGUCCCGCCGUUAUGUCCAUUUCUGCGCUAAAGAAAUUGUCUGGGAUUGUCGAUCUCAGACCCUCUGUCAGUGUGAAUCAAAAUAUGAGAACACACACUGGGACCUCUUCCGCACAAACUCUAGUAGGAGUAUCAUGCGCAACAAUGUCAAGACUGGAAGGGCAGCUAGGCAACGGGAACUUUGGUACGACAACGUCAUGAAUAUGAUGGACCUUGAAUUUACCUACAUAAGCGACCGGUUGCCAGCCAUGGCUGGGAUUGUCUCCCAGUUCGCUACCCUGUUUAACACGAGGUAUCUCGCCGGGCUGUGGGAGGCCACUUUUAUCAUUGACAGCUGCUGGUCAAUGGACGAGUUUAGUCGUCGACCAAAAGAGCUGAGAAAUAUUCCGUCAUGGUCGUGGGCAUCCGUUACCGGAGGAAUCGACAUCACUUGGUGCCAGCGACCCUUGACAGACGAUACCGUCAACAUCUUCUCUAAAGUUGUACAUAUAGACUGUGUAUCUGAGGGUCCUUUGUAUCUUGGGCGUCUUGGCAAGGGUCUAGUCACGCUGAAGGGACCGGCUCUGAAUGCAAUUAUCAGAGUUCGUACUAAUGACGAACCCAACCCGUCUCCCGAGAAACUCUUCACUCUGAAUUUUCACAGCGUCGGAGACAUUAGUCUCGGGGAAUCAACAAUCUCCGGUUGGUCUUUCAGUCCGGAUGCACCAAACGAUGAGACCAAUAUUUGCGAUGAUGGGAAGCUGAGGAUCAUAAAAAUGAUGGCGGGGCAUCUAAAGAGAACAGGAAGAGAGUGGGGGGUAUUUCUUGUAGUGCAAAAGGUGGAAAAGCAGGAUAAUUGGGAGAGAAUUGGACUAUUAUUUGGUAACAGUCUAAGACGAAACCAAGGAGGCAAGGAAGUUUGCUUUUUGAAAUGGUUCGAAAGCGCCGCGCAAGAGCAAAUAACACAGAUUGAGUAAUACGGGCAAGAGGUUUAGUGCCUUAUGCAGCCUGCAUGUAAGGACUAUUUCGAGCCUACGGAGUAUAGAUGCGCGAACUAGGAUUGAGAGCUGCAAGACUUCUUCAAGACUUCAAUUCUCUUAUGUUGUUUGUAUUUCGGGUGCGUUAGUAGAGCAUAUUUCUCAGCCCAUUUAUUUGAGCGACG
Messenger RNA from Trichoderma asperellum CBS 433.97, 2089 nucleotides. RefSeq lists its product as uncharacterized. The record is from RefSeq and is a predicted model, not a curated record. NCBI's taxonomy places the organism in Eukaryota, Fungi, Ascomycota, Sordariomycetes, Hypocreales, Hypocreaceae.